AUGGAUAACGACGUGGUAGCUCAGUUCACUGAAAUUACCAGUUCCACGCCGGAGCUGGCCAUCCAGUAUCUCCAGAUCACAGAGUUUCAAAUCGAACAAGCCAUGCAGCUGUACUUCGAGAAUGGAGGUGCCCCGCUGACCGCCGAGCCUUCCCAACCUGCUGCCCAUUCCGGCUUCUCGGGCUCAGGCCAGGAGGUGGUGAACAUCGACUCCGACUCAGAUGACGAAACCGCAUCCGCAAACCGAGCCCACCACCCCACCAUACCAGCUAGUGGAGGGACAUUUGAUGAUGACGAAGCGAUGGCUCGACGCCUCCAACAAGAGAUGUACGGAGGAGGACAGGAUAAUGAAGACGAAGUGAGGGCGCCGAUGGCACGCACGACAGAGACUUUAGUGGGGCCCGGUGCGGACUUUGGCAGUGGUGAAGACAUGCAUGCGGAUAUCCUUAGUCAACUACGAGCUCGCCAAAGAGGUGGUCGCGCCGGUAUCUUCAACCAGAGAGAAUCCUCCUCAAUAUGGACCGGCGGGGAAGACACUCGUCGCGAAGAACUUGCUGCCGCCACCGGAGGAGCUUCAGAAGUCUCAUCCAAGUCUAAUAUGCUCGCUGAAAUGUACCGACCUCCCUUCGAAAUUAUGUCACGUCUGUCCUGGGACGUGGCGCGAGACGAAGGAAAGGAAAAUGAAAAAUGGUUGAUCGUCAAUGUUCAAGACGCUUCAGUCUUUGACUGCCAGGUUUUGAACCGCGAUUUGUGGAAAGACAAAGGCGUUCAAGAGACCAUUAAAGAGCAUUUCAUUUUCCUUCAGUACUCGAAGGACGACCCUCGUGCAUCUUCCUACCUCCAGUACUACUUCCAAGGAAGCGAUGUCUCCGACAAUUACCCCCACAUUGCCAUCGUCGACCCUCGUACCGGGGAGCAGAUGAAGGUCUGGUCCGGGCCGCCUUUAGUGAAGCCCGCUGAUUUCUUGAUGCAACUUCACGAGUUCCUCGAUCGGUACAGCUUGAAUCACAAUGUGCGCAACCCUGUGGCGAAACGGAAGUCUGACAAGAAGGAUAAGAGUGUGGAUGCAAUGACCGAGGAGGAGAUGAUGGAGAUGGCAAUGAGAAAUAGUCUUGGGGCAGCUGCCUCUGGUCAAACGCUUGAAGACCCUGAUGAUCUCACCCGCAGCACGGAAGAUGUCAAGGGCAAGGCUCGGGCGACUGACGAUGUUAAUAUGGAUGAACUCGAGGAAGCUGCUGAAGCCUCUCAAUUCGCAGCGAUCCCUAGCGACCAGCCACAUGUUGAACCUGCGAAUGACCCAGCCACAACUACGCGCAUCCAGUUCCGUCACCCGUCCGGCAGAGUCAUCCGCCGCUUCGCAGUCUCAGACCCCGUCCAGCGCAUUUAUGAAUGGCUCAAGGCCGAGCCACCUUUAGUGGACAAGGCUGGUGUGGAGUUUGAGCUGAACACCAUGGGUCACAACCUCAUCGACCAACUCAGCACAAGCAUUGCUGAUGCGGGGCUGAAGAAUGGUACUGUUAACAUCGGAUAUUUGGAGGAAUAA
Molecule: messenger RNA, 1542 nt
Organism: Penicillium canescens
Lineage: Eukaryota; Fungi; Ascomycota; Eurotiomycetes; Eurotiales; Aspergillaceae
Product: DNA-protein crosslink repair co-factor UBX5
Exons: 2
Coding region: 1-1542 (513 amino acids)
Biological process (GO): proteasome-mediated ubiquitin-dependent protein catabolic process
Cellular component (GO): nucleus
Molecular function (GO): ubiquitin binding
Source: RefSeq, a predicted model, not a curated record